Messenger RNA from Lactuca sativa (garden lettuce), 2385 nucleotides. RefSeq names its product ABC transporter F family member 5. The record is from RefSeq and is a predicted model, not a curated record. Lineage: Eukaryota; Viridiplantae; Streptophyta; Magnoliopsida; Asterales; Asteraceae. Gene Ontology annotation, molecular function: ATP binding; ATP hydrolysis activity.
UAUUCAUUCUACCCCAAGAGUUCCAACAUAGAGUUCUUCCACUCUCUUCUGCCGGCAAGAGUCACGGAAGCUCUGCAACAACAAUGGAGUUGACAACUAAACUUCACGGUAUCGAUCUUCGUUCCACCUUCCUAACCGGCACAGCCCUUUCUGACCUUCGUAAACCCUGUUUCCGGCCGCGUAUUCGCCCAAUUUCGACGCCCAUAAACAGUUGUUCCAGUAAACCCACAAAAAUAUCCCAAAAACAUCAUCCAAUUAGGUUAUCCGCCGUUGCUGUAGAUACCGAAACCAGUGCUAUUACUAGUGUAGAUGAAGACGAUAUAGAGAGUCUGUUUUCAAAAGACUCGGAAACGGUAAAUUAUAGACGAGGGAACAAACAAUCGGGAAGUGGCGCGUCGAGUAUAUCUUCUGGUGUUAGGUUAGAGAACAUAAGUAAAAGCUAUAAGGGUGUUACAGUGUUGAAAGAUGUGAGUUGGGAGGUGAAAAAAGGGGAGAAAGUAGGGUUAGUGGGUGUUAAUGGCGCUGGGAAAACUACCCAGUUGAGGAUUAUCUCCGGUAUGGAAGAACCCGAUUCAGGUAACGUUGUGAAGGCUAAACCCAAUAUGAGGAUAUCGUUUUUGAGCCAGGAAUUUGAGGUUUCAAUGACGAGGACAGUGAGGGAGGAGUUUUUGAAUGCGUUUAAGGAGGAAAUGGACAUUUCAAAUAGGUUAGAGAAGGUUCAAAAGGCUAUCGAAGGUUCUGUUGAUGAUUUGGAGUUAAUGGGGAGGCUUUUGGAUGAAUUUGAUCUUCUUCAGAGGAGAGCACAGGCUGUGAAUUUGGAUAUGGUCGAUGUAAAAAUUAACAAAUUGAUGCCUGAACUUGGGUUUUCAUUGGAGGAUUCAGAUCGGCUUGUUGCAUCUUAUAGCAGUGGUUGGCAGAUGAGAAUGUCACUUGGGAAAAUAUUGCUUCAGGAUCCUGAUCUAUUACUACUGGAUGAACCUACAAAUCAUCUUGAUUUGGACACAAUUGAGUGGCUUGAAGGUUAUCUUAACAAGCAAGAUGUUCCAAUGGUGAUCAUAUCUCAUGACAGAGCUUUUCUUGAUCAAUUAUGCACAAAAAUAGUGGAGACUGACAUGGGAGUUUCAAGAACAUUUAUUGGAAAUUACUCUGAUUAUAUAAUUAGUAAAGCAUCAUGGAUUGAAUCUCAGUUUACAGCUUGGGAAAAACAACAGAAGGAAAUCGAGCAUACAAGAGGCUUAAUUAGUAGGCUAAGUGCUGGAGCAAAUUCAGGGCGUGCAUCUACUGCUGAAAAGAAACUAGAGAAGCUUCAGGAGGAAGAACAAGUUGAUAAGCCAUUCAUCAGAAAACAAAUGAAGAUCAGAUUUCCAGAACGUGGAAGAAGUGGAAGAUCUGUUGUGACAAUAAAGAAUCUAGAAUUUAGCUAUGAAGACAAGGUUCUUUUUAAAAGAGCUAACAUAUCAAUCGAAAGGGGUGAGAAAAUUGCAAUAAUUGGGCCAAAUGGUUGUGGAAAGAGUACUCUACUUAAGUUAAUUAUGGGCUUACAAAAGCCCAAUAGUGGUGAAGUAAUUCUUGGUGAACACAACGUGCUUCCAAACUACUUUGAGCAAAAUCAGGCUGAGGCUCUUGAUUUAGGAAAAAGCGUGCUUGAUACAGUAGCAGAAGCUGCAGAAGACUGGAAAAUUGAUGAUAUAAAGGGACUCCUUGGACGUUGUAAUUUCAAGGCUGAUAUGCUAGAUAGGAAAGUCUCUCUGUUAAGUGGUGGUGAAAAGGCGCGACUUGCAUUUUGUAAGUUCAUGGUGAAGCCUUCCACACUACUUGUGCUAGAUGAGCCUACUAAUCACUUGGAUAUACCUUCCAAAGAAAUGCUUGAGGAAGCGAUAUCCGAGUAUGAGGGAACUGUGAUUACCGUAUCUCAUGAUCGAUACUUUAUAAAACAAAUAGUGAAUAGAGUUCUUGAAGUCAAAAAUGGAGAUCUACAAGACUAUAUGGGUGAUUAUGAUUAUUAUCUUGAGAAGAACAUUGAGGCAAGAGAAAAGGCACUAGAAAGAGAAGCUGAGAUAGAGGACAAGUCCCCUAAAGCAAAAGCCAAAUCCAAGAUGACAAAGGCGGAAAGAGAAGUUCGCAAGAAGCAAAAGAUGCAAUCGGUUCAACAGGCGAAACAGAAAUCAAAGGGAACGAAGAAUGCAAAAAGAUGGAACUAAAGAAAAGCUAAAAAAUUGAUUAUUGAUUUGUACAUAUAGUUUAUAAUAUCUAUAAUAUAGGAGGAAUAGAUUAUUGAUCUUAAUCUAGUUCUGAAUUCAGAAAACAGAAGACAAUGAAUAUCUCGCGAAAUUUUAUGAGCCGAUGGUGUUCUGUUUAUGAAUGAAACUUAUGUUCAUACUUUUA